GUAGUGAGAUGAAGGUGAUAACAGUAUUGCUGUGUUUAGUGCUAAGUGUUGCUGCCGGAAAUGUGGAUCCUGCAGAGAACGUGCUGUGCGAUGUCUGCCGCUUUAUAGGAGAUGAAGUGACUGGUAGAGUGCUCACCCAGGAGGCUAAGAGUAAAGUUAUCAACUUGGCUAAGGCAGUGUGCAGCCAGAUACCAGUCUUCUCUAAGGAAUGUGACCUGGCAGUGAGCCAGCACGGUAAAGACUGGGUGGACACUCUGUUCCGGCUGUUUGAUGUGGACAUGCUCUGCUCUAAAGCCCACCUCUGCACCUCUACCACAAUGGACUUUGCUCUGAGGGACGGGGAGGCCUGCACUGCUUGUAUGGACGGACUGGACAUGGUGAAGAUGAUAAUUGAGAGUGAAGAUAUGAAGGGGCUGCUGCACGUGGUGGUUAAUGAGACUUGUAUGGCUGUUGCGGGUGACGCGGCUAGCUGUGAAGCUCUAGUGGAUACAGUCCUGGACCAGAUACUAGGUAACCUGGUUCCUAUGUUCAAUGUAAAGGCUCUGUGUGUUAACAGUGGUGCGUGUCCUGCUCAGCUGGCCUCUAAACCCACUGAGAUAGGGUGUACUGUGUGUCAGGACGUGUUCGGGAUAGUCAGCAACACAGUCAACUCUCCGGAGGUGGAGGAGCUGAUAGAGAUCACUGUUAACCAGACAUGCCUACUAGUAGGGUUCGGGGUGGACCAGUGUGAGCAUGUCUUCCUUUACCUAGCCAGCUCUAUACUGGACAGUGUCAAGCUGGCAGUCAAACCCGACUAUAUCUGUGCUAAUAUGGGGUCUUGUCCUGUUAGUGACACUUUCGAGCUGACCCCUGUAAAGGGUAAGGAGGGCUGUAAGGCUUGUAUGGAUGGGAUGGAUCUGGUGGACCAGAUACUGAAGUCUAACAGCACAAUAGAUCUUCUUCACAUAGCUAUUGAUGAGAUCUGUAUUGCUAUCGGAGGAGAUGUUGGUACCUGUGAGGGUAUUAUAGAGGGUACCUUGGAUCCCAUUAUAAAUAACCUGAUAGCCAUGUUCGACCCGGCCAGCCUGUGCAAACAAGCUGGGUCGUGUCCGGCUCUAGAGAAUACCAAGUGGGAGGGGGGCGUGUUCUGUGAGGCCUGUGUGGACGGAGUGCUGGAGUUACAGAACAUAGCUGAGGACACUGAGACUGACGAGAUGUUGGACGAGCUUACUGACAUUCUCUGUAAUGUUAUCCAGAUACCCUUCUGUAAUACAGUCAUAGGCUCCAUCAUCAAGGAGUCCCUUGCAGACGUUGAGAGCCUGAACCCAAACACAACAUGUGCUAACAUAGGGGCCUGCAGUAACCUAGACAACCAGGAGACAGUGAGCAGCUACGAAGUGAGCAGCAGUGUAGGAGACACGUGCUCAGAGUGUACCAUGAUAGCAGGGGAACUGAUAACCCUUCUAGAGAACCAGCAGGUAGACGCUCUCUUAAAAGAGGCCAUCUCCGAGAUUUGCACUGUUCUUCCCAUCUCUGACUGUGAGACCACUCUAGACGGCUAUUUCGACCAGAUCGUCGCUCUUCUCAAGAAUAUGGACGCUAAAACUCUCUGCAGUCUCAUUGGACUCUGCUAGAACUCGCUGCAGUCUUAUUGGACUCUGCUAGAACUCGCUGCAGUCUUAUUGGACUUUGCUAGAACUCGCUGCAGUCUUAUUGGACUCUGCUAGAACUCGCUGCAGUCUCAUUGGACUCUGCUAGAACUCGCUGCAGUCUUAUUGGACUCUGCUAGAACUCGCUGCAGUCUCAUUGGACUCUGCUAGAACUUUCAACUUCAGAUUUCAGAUUUUUGUUCUUUCAAUACUAUUCGGUGAUUUUGUACUUUAUGUUUCUUUCGUGAAGUUUUUAGAUUGAUAAAUAACUUUUUACAAUAAUACUGAUUCA
Messenger RNA from Bolinopsis microptera, 1920 nucleotides. Its product is annotated as prosaposin-like. The coding region runs from base 9 to 1613 and encodes 534 amino acids. The transcript has a single exon. NCBI's taxonomy places the organism in Eukaryota, Metazoa, Ctenophora, Tentaculata, Lobata, Bolinopsidae. The record is from RefSeq and is a predicted model, not a curated record.